GCCGGAGCGCGGCAGCCGUUCGUCGCGCACCAUCGGCGUCUCUCCAGCCUUACGGCCACGGCGCCGGCGGCGAGCUCAAGGGCGAGGGGCGGAUCACAAAUUCACAAUGGAGCUGUUCGAGCGCGCCAAGACGGUGCGGCUGCGGAGCUACCACGACAAGUACAUGUACGCGGACGAGGACGAAUCCCACGUCCAGCAGGGCCGCAACGCCUCUUCCCCGAACGCCCGCUGGACGGUGGAGCCCGUGCCGCACGCCCCCGGCGUCAUCCGCCUCCGCAGCCGGUACGGCCGCUACCUCACCGCCUCCAACGAGCCUUUCCUCCUCGGCGUCACCGGCCGCAAGGUGCUCCAGACGCUGCCCCACCGCCUCGACUCCUCCGUCGAGUGGGUGCCCCAGCGCGACGACGCCAACGGCGGCGGCGGCGCCCGCCUCCAGACCCGCUACGGCAACUUCCUCCGCGCCAACGGCGGCCUCCCGCCGCUCCGCAACUCCAUCACCCACGACGUGCCGCACCACCGCCACGCCGGGUGGAUCCUCUGGUCCGUCCAGAUCGUCCAGCUCCUCCCCGACCAGCCGCCGCCUGACUCCUCCGCCUCCGUUAAUUCCUCUUCUUCUCCCCCUCAGCCUUACACUUACAGACCGCCCUUCCCUUCUCCCUCCCCCGCUCCAUUGCCGACGGCGGCGCUCAGGCCGCCUGCGCCUCCGCACCACCGUACGGCGGCGACUCCGUUCGUCGCGCAGCCUCCGCCGCCGCCCCCGGGCUCCUUAGCACCCCCGGCCAACCUCUUCAGGCUCGAGUCGGCGGACUCCUUCUCGGUGCCGCUGCACAAGGUGGAGGGCCGCAACAUCCACUACCAAAUCGGGGACAACAACGGCAACGUGGACGAGGACGACCAAGGGCGGUCCUUCACGUUCAACGGGACGUGCCUCGAGGAGCUGCUGGAGAGGCUGCAGGAGGAGACUGGGCUCAAGGACGUGAUCAUGUGCACGCGCAGCCCCAUCACACAGAAGCUCAUGCCGCUCCGCCUGCAGCUGCCGCCCAACAACAACGCCGUGCGCAUCGUGCUCGUGCGGGAGUCAUCCAGAGUGGCAAAAUCUUUCCUGUGAGCUUUACGGUCCACAAAAUCUGAAGAUGGUGGCGGCAGCAGCUCGAGUAAAAUGCAAUGAACCAGGAUUAGAUUGGAAAUAUUAAUCAGGAUUGUGCAUGUGUUGUGUAUAUUAUAGUUUUUGUUUCUGCUGGCCACCAUAAUUCACUCUUAUUUUUCCAUUUACAGAGAUUCCUGUCUUCCAAGUUUUUGGUUUAUUUGUGCAUGUUGACCAUUUCAAUCUCAAAAACCAUAAAAAUCUUUGCAGUGGAA
Brachypodium distachyon (stiff brome) is the source of this 1359-nucleotide messenger RNA. RefSeq lists its product as uncharacterized. Bases 107 to 1108 code for a protein of 333 amino acids. The transcript is spliced from 3 exons. Lineage: Eukaryota; Viridiplantae; Streptophyta; Magnoliopsida; Poales; Poaceae. The record is from RefSeq and is a predicted model, not a curated record.